AUGUCCGGCCCGCCGCUCGGUCACCCCUGGCCCGUCAACGUAGGCAACAACCCCACCAUCGCGCGCGAAUUCCCUCCCGGCGUGGCUCCCCCCGGUGGCGCUCCCGGCCCCGUUCCCGUCCAGCAACAAGUCCACGUGCAGCACGGCGUCCCGGCGGCCCAAGUCGUCGUCGAGCAGCACCACAUUCCCGCCGUCGGCGUCGGCUUCGGCGUCGGCCACCCUAUGCCCUUUGGCCCCAUGUACGGCGGCGGCUUCGGCGUCCAGAGUGCGGGUCCCCUGGCUCCGCCUAGGAUGCCGUGGAACACUGCUGGGAUGUUCGGGAAUCCGAUCCCGGGGCUGGCGGCUAUGGGUGUCGGAUUACCGCCGCCGCCGCCUUUCUUCGCGGGAGGCGCCGUACCGCCGUUCGCGCCAGGAGGGCCGGUCUGGGCCGGCGGCGUUGCACCGGGCUUGGGCGUCGGGAUGAUGGGUGGUAUGGGUAUGGGAAUGGGAAUGGGAGGUUUCUUCCCCGGCAUGCACCGUCCCGCGCCUGGCAUGAUCGCCGAAGCCAUAGCCCCCGAGCAGCCGCCUCAAGGCGACAUCACGCAAAUCGGCGGCGGCGUGCCGCCGGGCGCGACGCACGUCGAGUCCAGUGAGCACACCAUCAUCCACCUGCUCAAGGGGCCUGUGUACCCCUGGGUGAACCACGGGAUGCCGAUGGAGGUCGAGAUCCUGCACAUGGCGUCCACGACGAGCAUCAACCGACUGAUCCAGAUCUGCAAUAACAACAGUCCGGAUAACGAGGGGUUCGCGAUCAGCGAGUGCCACGAGAUGGUGAACGGGAUGUGGGAGAAGGGGCAGACGUUUGUGUUUGACGAUGCGAUGAGUCGGGUGCUGACGAUUAAGGAUGCGGGGUGGGAUAAUCAGAGGAAUCGGACCGGUGGGCAGAGUUUGCAUAUCUUCUUGCAUAGGGUGUAG
Messenger RNA from Trematosphaeria pertusa, 954 nucleotides. RefSeq lists its product as uncharacterized. The transcript has a single exon. The record is from RefSeq and is a predicted model, not a curated record. The coding region runs from base 1 to 954 and encodes 317 amino acids. Lineage: Eukaryota; Fungi; Ascomycota; Dothideomycetes; Pleosporales; Trematosphaeriaceae.